This is a messenger RNA of Acaulospora colombiana, 1053 nucleotides long. The record is from the annotation of a GenBank genome assembly. Lineage: Eukaryota; Fungi; Glomeromycota; Glomeromycetes; Diversisporales; Acaulosporaceae.
GGAAUCGCAGCAAUUCGUCAUAGCCCCAAAGGACCCAACUCGGUGGUGACCUAUGAGAACAUCUCCGAACUCGCGGGCGACGGUCAGUUGAUGCCAAGCACCGAACCCACAAACCCACGUCACCGAUUGAUUUUGGUGGCCUAUAUAAACGAGCCCACAUGCGGGGCCUGGCCACCAUACCUCGACUCUCAUCAUGAGCCUCUCCCUUCUCGCUCUCCCACUCCUUGCUGCAAUGGAAGUGGCGGUAGCUCAAAUUGCUACGACGAUAAUGGAAAUCAAGUCGCAUGUCCAGUAAACAAGACGGCCAUCAUCGCUGGCGUAGUGGUUGGUGGCGUGGCCCUGAUUCUGAUCAUCACCUUUGCGAUCAUCUUUUUCAAUCGGAGGAGGAAACGAAUGAGGGCUGCCGCGGGUGUGCUACCCACCCACCGGGCUGUCGAUUCGACAGAAAAGCCUCCCACUUAUCAGGGAACUGCACCGGCUGGGUUCCACACAAAUGAGAAAGUUGGAGCACCGCCUGCUGCACAUAUAAACGAUAGCCAUCAACAGGUGUCCACUGUCGUCCCUCCUGAGGGGGGGCACCUGUCGGAAGCUCUAAAUGGACCAAAGUCCCAAAACAAAUUUAUCAAAAAAUUGAAUUUGAUUUUUUGUGAUAAUGCACUCAGGGGCCAGUCGAGCACCAGUCCAAGCUCCGAGUCGCCGCUAAUUUUCCCGAACCACAACGCGUUUGGUUUAGGCAUGCCAACAACGCGUCCAAGUGUGAACACAAACUCCCCAGUUAAAUUAAACUUUGAUGACAAACUCACGGGACGAGGUCUUAGUAGUGACAAUCUUCAACGUAAAUUGAAGACUCUUCUCGAUGAAUUACACUCCAUUACUGAGGCCGAGCCAGAAAACAUCGACCUAGCCUCUUUCGCCACUGUCCGGAAGGAGCUCAUUGGGACCUCUCUCAUUCUUCAUAAAGACAAAGGAGUAAAGGCAUAUACUGCUUGUUGCAUUGCAGAGCUUCUCAAUGUGUAUGCUCCUGAUGCACCGUACACGGCGAAUGAACUCAAG